Molecule: messenger RNA, 1741 nt
Organism: Eucalyptus grandis
Lineage: Eukaryota; Viridiplantae; Streptophyta; Magnoliopsida; Myrtales; Myrtaceae
Product: probable pectate lyase 8
Exons: 7
Coding region: 111-1445 (444 amino acids)
Molecular function (GO): pectate lyase activity
Source: RefSeq, a predicted model, not a curated record
CUCUCUCUCUCUCUCUCUCUUCCCCCUUCGGAACAGAGCACGGCCACGGUUCGCGCAAACUUCUGGUUUCAGGAGCUAGCGAGAUCGAGAUCGAGAUCGAGCAAUCGACAAUGCCAGCGUCUCCGAGAUGGCUGUCCGUCAGCUUCGCGGCGUUCCUGGUGCUGCUCGUGUGUGCGGGUGGCGGAGCGAGCGGCAGGGAGCUCUCGGGAUCGAAGAUCGAAGAGCAGACCGGGGAGCUGCAGGGCGUGAAGAACUCAUCAAUGGCGGGCAGGAUCAGCGUUGAACGGAACGAGCACGCAGUCGAUGACCCGGAGGAAGUAGCUUCAAUGGUUGAUAUGAGCAUCCGGAACAGCACGGCGAGGAGGAACCUCGGAUUCUUCUCUUGUGGGACCGGGAACCCAAUUGAUGAUUGUUGGCGGUGCGACCCGAAGUGGUACCUCCGUCGGAAACGCCUGGCCGACUGUGCCAUUGGUUUCGGGCGCAAUGCCGUCGGGGGUCGGGACGGCAAGUACUAUGUGGUGAGUGACCCGGGUGAUGACGACCCGGUCAACCCACGGCCCGGCACGCUCCGCCAUGCGGUCAUCCAGGACAGGCCCCUGUGGAUAGUGUUCAAGAGAGACAUGGUGAUCACCCUGAAGCAAGAACUCCUCAUGAACAGCUUUAAGACGAUUGACGGGCGCGGGGCCAACGUGCACAUCGCUAAUGGGGCCUGCAUUACGAUUCAAUACAUCACUAAUGUCAUCAUCCACGGUGUUCAUGUUCACGACUGCAAGUCCACCGGCAACGCCAUGGUUCGAAGCUCGCCUUCGCAUUACGGGUGGAGGACGAUGGCUGACGGGGACGGCAUUUCCCUUUUUGGUGCGAGCCACGUUUGGAUCGACCACAAUUCUCUCAGCAACUGCGCCGACGGCCUUAUCGAUGCUAUUAUGGGCUCAACUGCUAUUACAAUCUCCAACAACUAUUUCACGCAUCACAAUGAGGUGAUGCUACUAGGUCAUAGUGAUUCUUAUGUAAAAGACAAGACCAUGCAAGUGACCAUUGCCUACAAUCAUUUUGGAGAAGGGCUCAUCCAAAGAAUGCCCAGAUGUAGACACGGGUACUUCCAUGUGGUGAACAAUGACUAUACGCACUGGGAGAUGUACGCAAUAGGCGGGAGCGCCGAGCCCACCAUCAACAGCCAGGGCAAUCGGUACCUUGCUCCCACAAACCCCUUCGCCAAGGAGGUGACAAAGAGAGUCGAAACAUCGACAAGCAUGUGGAAGAGCUGGAACUGGAGAUCAGAAGGAGAUCUCAUGUUGAACGGAGCAUUCUUCACACCCUCGGGAGCUGGAGCCGGAGUCGGCUAUUCCCGGGCUUCAAGCUUAGGGGCUAAAUCUUCUUCCUUAGUCGGUCCACUGACGUCCGACUCUGGAGUGCUUGUUUGCCGCCGGGGCCGUGCGUGCUAGUCCCCAAUCACGACAAGUUAAUGGAGAGACAGAAGCAGAAGAAAUACAGAGGACUGAAGAACUAGCUCAGUUCUUUCUUCUCUCUCUCAGCCUUAAUACACUGGCCAGGGCAGUCAAUAUUACAUCUGCCACGUUGAAUUACUUUCCUUCUUCUUUGUUUGCGUAUAGUGGGAUGAUUAUUGGAGAGAAGUGUACAUUUUCAUCGCGGUGUGCCAUUUGUAUAAAAAGAUUUGUACACUCAGUUUCAAUGUCAUUGGUCGACCUCGGCCUGAGUUUGGGCGCCGACGGGUUGUUCA